This is a messenger RNA of Nannospalax galili (Upper Galilee mountains blind mole rat), 5492 nucleotides long. It is a transcript of the gene Kcnb1, whose product is annotated as potassium voltage-gated channel subfamily B member 1. Gene Ontology annotation, biological process: protein homooligomerization; potassium ion transmembrane transport. The transcript is spliced from 3 exons. Gene Ontology annotation, cellular component: voltage-gated potassium channel complex; membrane. The record is from RefSeq and is a predicted model, not a curated record. NCBI's taxonomy places the organism in Eukaryota, Metazoa, Chordata, Mammalia, Rodentia, Spalacidae. Gene Ontology annotation, molecular function: delayed rectifier potassium channel activity; protein binding. Bases 325 to 2928 code for a protein of 867 amino acids.
CUUUGCUCUUGGGGUGCAGGGGGAGGUGCGGACCCCGCUGGAGCCUGGCUUUGCGCCUCGACCCUCUCCUGGUCUCGGGAGCUACCUCAGGGGGUGCUUCGAUGGUUUGAGGAAGAGGGGUCGCUCUAGGACAGAGGGGCUGCCUGGUGAUCUCUGACAGCCGUCGGGAUGGAGGUGAGACGGCGGCCGUGACGCCCGCCCUUGCGCACCCCUGCACCGCAGCGGCCCGCAGCGCUCCCCGCCCCCCGCCCCCGCGGCAGCGGGCCUUGCCGUCGAGUGACAGCGGCCUGGGGGGCAGGGGGGGCGGGGGAGGCCGGACCAGCGAUGCCGGCGGGCAUGACGAAGCAUGGCUCGCGCUCCACCAGCUCGCUGCCUCCGGAGCCCAUGGAGAUUGUGCGUAGCAAGGCAUGUUCGCGCCGGGUGCGCCUCAACGUCGGGGGCCUGGCGCACGAAGUGCUCUGGCGCACCCUGGACCGCCUGCCCCGCACGCGGCUGGGCAAACUGCGCGACUGCAACACGCAUGACUCUCUGCUCGAGCUGUGCGAUGACUACAGCUUGGACGACAAUGAGUACUUCUUCGAUCGCCACCCGGGCGCCUUCACCUCCAUCCUCAACUUCUACCGCACCGGCCGCCUGCACAUGAUGGAGGAGAUGUGCGCACUCAGCUUCAGCCAGGAGCUGGACUACUGGGGCAUCGACGAGAUCUACCUGGAGUCCUGCUGCCAGGCGCGCUACCACCAGAAGAAGGAGCAGAUGAACGAAGAGCUCAAGCGGGAGGCCGAGACGCUGCGGGAGCGCGAGGGUGAGGAGUUCGACAACACCUGCUGCGCAGAGAAGAGGAAGAAACUUUGGGACCUGUUGGAGAAACCCAACUCCUCCGUGGCCGCCAAGAUCCUGGCCAUCAUCUCCAUCAUGUUCAUCGUCCUCUCUACCAUCGCCCUGUCACUCAACACGCUGCCAGAGCUGCAGAGCCUGGACGAGUUUGGCCAGAACACAGACAACCCACAGCUGGCCCACGUGGAGGCCGUGUGCAUAGCCUGGUUCACCAUGGAAUACUUGCUUCGGUUCCUCUCGUCACCCAAGAAGUGGAAGUUCUUCAAGGGUCCGCUCAAUGCCAUUGACUUGCUGGCCAUCCUGCCCUACUAUGUCACCAUUUUCCUCACAGAAUCCAACAAGAGCGUGCUGCAGUUCCAGAAUGUCCGCCGAGUGGUCCAGAUCUUCCGCAUCAUGCGCAUCCUCCGCAUCCUGAAGCUUGCCCGGCACUCCACCGGCCUGCAAUCCCUGGGCUUCACGCUUCGCAGGAGCUACAAUGAGCUGGGCUUGCUCAUCCUCUUCCUCGCCAUGGGGAUUAUGAUCUUCUCCAGCCUGGUCUUCUUUGCUGAAAAGGAUGAGGACGAUACCAAGUUCAAAAGCAUCCCGGCCUCUUUCUGGUGGGCCACCAUCACAAUGACGACAGUUGGGUAUGGAGACAUCUACCCGAAGACUCUCUUGGGGAAAAUCGUCGGGGGGCUCUGCUGCAUUGCAGGGGUCCUGGUCAUCGCUCUUCCCAUCCCUAUAAUCGUCAAUAACUUCUCUGAAUUCUACAAGGAGCAGAAGAGGCAGGAGAAAGCCAUCAAGCGAAGAGAGGCCCUGGAGAGAGCCAAGAGGAACGGCAGCAUCGUGUCCAUGAACAUGAAGGACGCUUUCGCCCGGAGCAUCGAGAUGAUGGACAUCAUGGUGGAGAAAAACGGAGAGAACAUGGGUAAGAAGGAUAAAGUGCAAGAUAACCACUUGUCUCCCAACAAGUGGAAGUGGACCAAGAGAACGCUGUCUGAGACCAGCUCAAGUAAGUCCUUUGAAGCCAAGGAGCAGGGGUCCCCUGAGAACAUCAAAUCAUCUUCUAGUCCUCAGCACCUCAAUGCCCAGCAAUUGGAAGAUGUGUACAAUAAAAUGGCCAAGACACAGUCCCAACCCAUUCUCAAUACCAAGGAUACAGCACUGCAGAGCAGACAGAAGGAAGAACUGGAGAUGGAGAGCAUCCCCAGCCCUGUGGCCCCUCUGCCCACGCGCACGGAAGGUAUCAUCGACAUGCGCAGCAUGUCCAGUAUUGACAGCUUCAUCAGCUGUGCCACAGACUUCCCUGAAGCCACCAGAUUCUCCCACAGCCCAUUGGCAUCCCUGUCUGGCAAGGCUGGGUGCAGCACAGCUCCAGAGGUGGGCUGGCGGGGACCUCUGGGUGCCAGUGGCGGGGGACUUGUGGAGGCCAAUCCCACUCCUGAGGCCAGCCGAUCUGGCUUCUUCGUUGAGAGCCCCAGGAGUUCCAUAAAGUCCAACAACCCCUUGAAGCUCCGGGCGCUCAAGGUCAACUUCAUGGAAGGCGACCCCAGCCCACUGCUGCCCUCUCUAGGGAUGUUUCAUGACUCUCUUAGGAACAGAGGAGGUGCAGCAGCUGCGGUGGCAGGACUGGAGUGUGCCUCGCUCUUAGACAAGCCUGUGCUGAGCCCAGAGUCCUCCAUCUACACCACAGCCAGUGCCAGGACACCUCCCCGCUCCCCCGAGAAACACACAGCAAUAGCAUUCAACUUCGAGGCAGGCGUCCACCAGUACAUAGACACAGAUACAGAUGAAGAGGGCCAGCUGCUCUAUAGUGUGGACUCCAGUCCUCCCAAAAGCCUCCAUGGGAGUACCAGCCCCAAGCUCAGCGUGGGAACCCGGUCCGAAAAGAACCACUUUGAGAGCUCUCCUCUGCCCACCUCCCCUAAGUUCUUAAGGCAGAAUUGUAUCUACUCCUCUGAAGUGUUGACUGGAAAAGGUCCUGGGGCUCAGGAGAAGUGCAGACUCCAAAACCACAUCUCCCCUGAUGUGCGCACACUGCCCGGAGGAGGAGGAGGAGGAGGAGGAGGAGGAGGAGGAGGAGCACAUGGGAGCACUCGGGAUCAGAGCAUCUGAACCCCCCAGGAAAGAGGGGAACUUGCAGAGGAAGUCAAGGUGGAGGGCUGCCUGGCCUACCUGCCCCUGAGUUCCACAUGAACUCAGAGACACAAGGCCCUGCAGAGCCCCAGUGACAGGAGAGACCCCAGGGAAAACUCCCAGAGACCCUGGGAGCUGUGACAGGUCUAUGGGCAUAUAAGCAGCCGAGCCACAGAGACCGACAACUCCUGAGAUGACAAGAGCAGAGAUCACGGCCACCACUACCACCCCUGAGGCCUAGCGGAGGUGACCUACUUCCUAGUCUCUCCAGGCUCUCCCAGCCUCAGAGCACGCCAUCUCCACCUCUCCUGGCCUCAGCUGGAAGGAGAGGUUGCUGACUGAAGAGUGGCCCGACCUGUUAGUACUUGGUGUCACCCAGUCACCUCCAGAAACACCUGCCCACUGCCCCCUGGCUGGAUCCGCUGUUAAGAAGGCUACAGAAGACACUUGCAUCGUGGGGAAAUCUCUGCACCCUAAGCCGCAGUUCCAGGGCAUGACCCUUACUCAAAUGUCUUGAUUUGACUUGGUAUCUGGUAGUACCUGAGACUUUAUUCCCAGACACUGCCUGGGUGAGUAGAUGAUUUGGACUGGAUUCUCAAUAACCCCUGGCAAUCUAGGAAGGAGUUCAGAUUUUGGGUACGCAGCCAGGGAUGACCAGAGCUUUUUUUUAGGGCUAAUGGGAAUGAGCUUUCUAUACUUUGCUAGCCUAGACUCAACAGAUACGCAAGUGUCAGAUGUGCAGACAAAAUAGAUUAUUCAAACAGACCAUGUGUGACUGAACAGUAUAAAAGAAUCCAAUUUCAUUUUCUACAUACAAAAAAAAAGAAAGGAAAAAACCCUCAUUGAACUGCCCCAUGUAGACUUUUGACUGUUUUCUGCUGCAACGGGGAACGUACUUACCAUGAUAGAAUUUUUUUUUGUUUGUUUCCUGUGGUAUUCAAGCUAAAAACAAAUUAAUAAGUUAAUAAAAAGCACUUUAUGUUUUUCUAAACUAGGUUCUACCAGGGACAGUGUCAAGAUCUUGCACUUUAAAACAAGCACUAUUUCCCCUGGGGCAUUUGCUGGCCCCGUAGUUGAGGUGUUACUUAUGUGCCCGUUUCCAGCCACAGUGGGUCUCACUGUCGCCAUAUCAGAGUCCAGGGCUCUCCCAUGACCCCUUGGGAUCACCCCCCAUCCUUCCUAGGUCAGGAGGGGUCCCCAGCCUUCAGGUAAGGCUCUCCUAAAGUCCUGCGUACAGGAGACAUGGACGCCUCAGAAGGGCGCAGCGACAGUUGGGCGCUGGGUGUUUUACUGUGUUUUCUUGUCAACCAGCCGUUCGUUGUGUUUUCUGUGUCACAGCGCUCCUUCCUGCAGCCAUCCAGGCAGACGGCACAUACAAAAGCAAUAAGUAUCCGUGCGUAUCCCUAACGGUUGUGGCGUACCCCCCAGCGUUGGUCUUCCUGUCCUGGCGUGUUGACCUGGCAUUGUCCCGCCACCUUCUUCUAACCCAAAGGCACAGUAUUGGCCCUUCCUCAGUGAUACCAGUUUACCAGCUAUGGUGUUGGCUUGUCUGUCAGUAAAGACUGUGUGAUUGGUCUGCCUGUCUGUACAUAGUACCAUGGGGCAAUAUGGUAUUCUUACAGUAGUGUUAAUGGAUGAUGUCUCAAGUACUGUACCAUACUCCUCCCUGUGCGCAGAACAGUGACAGGCAUGUGUCUUCCUGACAGAGCAACAACACAAUAUUGACCACCUGUCCUCAGUAGAAUUUGUGGCUGGUCUGGCCAGUAGUUCGAUGGUGCAGUCCACCUGUCUGCACACUAAAUCACAGUGCUGUUCUGCCUUCCCUCGCUUCUAUGGCAAGAGGUCAGGCCACCUGUCAGAAGGAGGACACUACAGGGUCAUCCCACCACCCUUAAAAAAAAAAAAUGUGUGUUUUCCACAGAUCAUGCCCCUUCUCGGCAUCUCCAGGGACCAGAGGUCCACCCAAGAGGGUGAAACCUCAUUUGCUGUGAAAAUGAGAACUUGUGCUUUCUUGCAGCAGAUGAAAAGGGACUGGGGCAGGGAAAGUGUGAGGGCACCCUUGGCCAGCAGGCCUUCUGGAGACAGGAAGCAGCAGCAACCCCGAAGCCUGCUGUGCAGCGCAGUCCGUCUGGAAUGCAGUCCUGUCUGGGGCCUCUGUUGAGGGGUGACUGUGGGACCGUUCUCCACCAACAUCUUCUGUGUCUCUGUUUCUCACCACCAUGGAUGUCCACCCAUCAGCACAAAUGGGAAACUUCAGGGAAAACAAAUGCUUUUUGAUAAAAAGUAAAUAGUUGUGAUUUCGGAUUCAGAUAUUUUUAGAGCUGAUGCUAUCUGUAAAAAUUCCUAUGAAUAAUAUAGUCUAUUUUACAUAUCAGGAACGUGAACAUGUUAAACAUAGCCAUAGAGAGAAGGAAAUUGCUGCCCCUUCUUCAAGUCAAGGCAUUUCGUUUGUUAGCUGAGCCUGAUGGCGGGUGUACAGAUUGGAAACAGUUCCUUCCUUCCUUCCUUCCCUCCUUCCUUCCCUCCCUCCCUCCCUCUCUCUC